CUUCUUAUCGAACAAUUCUGUAAUCUUAUCGAAGCUAGCAGUUAGUGCCGUAACAAACGUUGAAAUGAAUGGUCAGGAAAUAGAGGAAGCGUUCCAGUUGGCAUCCACUCUCACAAAACAGUGUGGCUCAAUAGUUUUGAAAGGCUUUCGGAACGUUUCAAAAACUGUGCAAUGUAAGGGAAACCAUUGGGACGUACUUACGGAGUAUGACCGAAGAGUUGAGGAUGUGCUUGUGAAGGGUCUACUUGAACGUUUUCCCGAUCACCGUAUUCUGGGCGAAGAGAGUGUAAGUGAGGUAAACCUGAGAGAACCGCUGGAUGGGAGACCAACCUGGAUUAUUGAUCCCAUCGAUGGAACCAAUAACUUUGUGAAGGUGAUUAAGUUCAUCGCGAUAUCGGUCGCCCUAGUUGUGGAUGGUGAUUUGAAGAUUGGCAUCGUAUUUAAUCCGUGUUCGGACGAGUUCUUCUCGGCUGUUAGGGGUAAAGGAGCUUACCUGAAUGAAGGGAAAAUACAAACUAGCGGAAUAGGAGAACUUAAAAAGGCUCUGGUCGCACACGAAUCUUCAAUUGCUUGCUACGCGUCUGCUCGUCCGUACAUCUUUGGUCGUGGAUUGGAAUUCAUCAAAGAAUGCAUCGGACUACGGGCGAUGGGAUCAGCGGCCCUAACGUUGGCUUAUAUUGCUAACGGUAACAUCGAUUGCUAUGCAAUCGAUUACCUUAAACCGUGGGACAUUGCUGCAGGAGCUCUGUUAGUUCAAGAGGCUGGUGGUGUUGUCAUAAACAUCAAGGGAGGAAAAUAUGAUAUUCUUAAGCCGGACGUGAUUGCAGCUAGUUGUGAGAAAUUAGCUCAGCGUAUACUGGAAAUAGUCCAGAAGGUUGAAGUGGAUGUGACUAAAGGUCAACUGUCAUAGGAAAAAGAUUCGUUGUAUUGGGUAAUUCUUACUUUCUGAAGAAAUGCAUGGUCUAUUCAUCGAAAUAGAUGAAAUAAACAAAAGAUU
Molecule: messenger RNA, 997 nt
Organism: Toxorhynchites rutilus septentrionalis
Lineage: Eukaryota; Metazoa; Arthropoda; Insecta; Diptera; Culicidae
Exons: 2
Coding region: 65-910 (281 amino acids)
Biological process (GO): phosphatidylinositol phosphate biosynthetic process; signal transduction; inositol metabolic process
Molecular function (GO): inositol monophosphate 1-phosphatase activity
Source: RefSeq, a predicted model, not a curated record